Messenger RNA from Trypanosoma grayi, 1116 nucleotides. RefSeq lists its product as hypothetical. The annotation marks the transcript as partial. The transcript has a single exon. The record is from RefSeq and is a predicted model, not a curated record. Lineage: Eukaryota; Euglenozoa; Kinetoplastea; Trypanosomatida; Trypanosomatidae.
GCUCUCACGCUGUGCCUCCCCUGCGUGUGCGUGACGGCUGCGGCUGCCACAGGCCACGGGGCACCCGGGCAGGAGGCGGAGUCCGAGAAACAUGUGUUGGCGCCCGCCGUGGGGCAGAGAAGCCACGCCGGUGUUUCUGCCUCGAGAGCAGCGGAAGCGGCGGGAGGCGCUGGUCCGGAGGCGAUUGAGGCUGAUGUGAAGGCAUUGGAGAGGGCGGCAGCGCAAGCUGAGAAGGACAUUGAAGAAGCUACUGCUGCGUUGAAGGAAGCUGAUGAAUAUGAGAAGAGCGCUAUGUCGGAGUUGAGUGUGGCUGAUGCAGAAGUGCAGAAAGCUUUGGAGAAGGUGAGCUCAGCGAAGAGUUUAUUGAAAAGUGCCACCACAUCCAAAAAAGAGGCUGAUGCUGUAGUGAUUAAAGCGAAUGAAAUAAGUAGUGCGGCUGAAAGAGGUGAGCAGGCACUGUGGAGAACGGUAAUAGGAAAACUGGAACGAUUUGAUGAAUCCCAGAGGGAGGCAGCGAAGAAACUGACAGAUGCUGGAGGCACGGAUCCGGAUGCCCAAAAACGAAAGGACGAGGCUGUCAAGCAAAGAACUGCUGCUAAGGAAGCGCUGACAAAUGCUGAAAAUUUGACCACAUACACUCAAACUGUUCUGCAGAAGGCUCAAGAGAAGCAGAGUGAUGCUCAGAUCGCGCUGUCAAAAGCUGAGAAGCAGGAUAAAGAGGCUGAAACUGCGCUGCAGGAGGCUCGAGAGAAGAAGAGCCGUGCUGAAGAUGCAGUAAAGAAAGCUGAAGAAAAGAGGAAAAAUGCAGAGGUUCAACUCAAGGAGGCUGAACAGCGGACAGCUGAGAAGUUGGCACUGCUGGAAACAGCGCGAAAUAAAAAAGCUGCAGAGAGUAAAUUGCAGAAAGAUCUUCAUAACACGUUGCAACAACACCAGGAAGAAGAAAAGAAAGGGCCCAGCAGUCUUGAAGAAUCACCGAUAAACUCCGAGAAUUCUCUGGGCGAUUCUGAAGAACAUGUGUCUCCGUCAGAGAAGGCAACCACCGUGGCGCCGACAGAAGUGAAGACAGGCGUGAGUGUGAAAGCCACGAUGAUGGGCGGACUGAAUGGCGAUGGG